AUGGAACCUUGUAAAGUAAAUUAUGAAAUGCCAGAUAAAAAAAGUUAUAAGAUUGAAAAGUGUACAGUAGUGAAUAUAAGAAAAGAGAUAGCAAAAAGAAAUAACGGAAAUAACUAAAUUCCAUAUGACAAUAUUAUCCUUGUAGACAUGAAGGAUGAUUAAGUUUACUCUGCAUCAACUGCUUUAUACUAAACUAGAAACAACAGAGAAAAAGAGGUGUUUUAUAAAGUUUAUGAUGCUGCAACCCUAUAUAAAGAGAAAAAAGAAUUAUAGAUUAAAUAUGAAAAAAAUUAAGAAGAAUUGAUUUAAGCCUAAUAGGAAAAAAAUUAAUUAACAGAAGAAAAGAAAAAUAAAGAAAUAGAAUAUACAGAUAGAAUAAAUUAAUUAUCUCAAAAUAAUAACACAAAAAUUGCUGAUAUUCUAAAAAAUGCACAAGAAGAAAUAAACAAAUGUAAUAAAGAAAAAGAAGAUUAAAUAAAUAAAGUUUGGAAAAAAUGUAAUUAAAUCGAAUCAGAGUUAGAAUAAAAAAUGCAUCAAAACAAUGAACAAGCAAGAGAAAUUACAAACUUAAAAGAUGAUAAUGGAAAAUUAUUUAACUAAGUUUAAUAAUUGUGUAAAGAUUUAGAAAAAGUCAAAUUAGAAAAGGCAGAUAUGUUAAAUAAAUGGUAAAACUACCACUAAGGUGAGUUAAAUAAAUGGAAUAAUUAUAUUUAAAAUUAUAAUAAAUAGAAUUGUGACUUACAACAAAUGAAUGAACAACUUAAAUAUGAAGCUUAAGCAUUAAUUGAUAAUAUAAGUCAGAAAGAAAUUGAUAUGGCAAAACUCACAAAAUAAUUAAAAAUUGAUAAGGAGAAGUAUGAAAGAGAAAAAAAAACAAUGGAGGAGUAAAAUGAAUAAAAAUAUAAUCAAUUGGAACAAGAAAAAGCUUAGAAAGAUAAAGUAAUAAAAGAACUUAAAAAGGUAAAUGAAGAAUAAGAAGAUACUAUUAGGCAAACUAAUAUUGUUAAAGAUGAUAAAGUUCAAACACUUUAAGAUAAAGAUAUAGAAAAUAGAAAAUUAAUAAGAGAAGUUAAAAGUUUAAAUUUAGAGAAAUAAUCUUUAGAAGACAAUAAUAAAUAGUUAAUCUAUUAAACAUAGCAAUUGAAAUAAUAAAUCGAUAACUAUUAUCUGAAAAUUUCAGAAUUGAAUGCAAAAAUAGAAGAAGAUAAUGAAGAAAUUGAGAAAAAAAAUGGAGAACUAACAUAAAAAAAUUAAUAGAUUGAUAAAUAAAAAAGAGAAUGUUAAAGUUUACAAUAGUAAAAGUCAACAGUAGAAAAGGAUAAUUAAGAAUUAAAAAGUGAAAUCUAAAAAUUAAAAUCAGAUUUAGAAGAACAAAAUUUUGGAGGGUAAAACUAAUAAACAGAAAUACAAAAAUUAAAUGGUUAAAUAAAAAGAAGUGAACUAGAGUUAUAAAAUGCAUAACAACAAAAUUCAGCACUCUAGGAAAAAUAUAGAUAGUUGUAAAAAAUUAGUUCAGAUAAAGAUGGUAAAAUAAGUUCAUUAGAAAUACAACUAGGCUAAUGUCAAAAUACAUUGAGAUAAAGAGAAUUAGAGCUUUAAGACUAAAAAAAAUCAUUUGACAGCUUUAGUGUACGGUCUUAAGAAACUCUGAAGCAUCUGUAGUAAGAAUUGGAAUCAUAGAUGUAAUAGUAAUCAGUAAAAGAUUUAAUCAUAAAGAAAUUAUCAAAAAAGAGUUAGGAUGAAAAGUAGCAUGAUAAAAUUACUGGUUUAAUGGAGAAAUUAAUGUUAUCAGCUUUUAAAAUUAAUAAAUUCCUAGAGGAUGCAAAUUCUCUCCCAGAUGUCCAAUAAUGUUAAAUUUUUGAAAUUACUAUUGAUUAUGAAAAAGCAAAACAAUAUUUGUAGAAGAACUAAUAUUUUUAAUUUGAAGAAUGUUUAAUAAAGACCAAUAAGGGUAAUGUCACUAUUAAAAGAAAUUUAAAUUCAAAUGCAGAAUCUACAUUUUUUAAAGGUUAUCUUAGUAUUAUAAAUGAGGCAGCUGCCAAUGAAUAUAAAAAUAAACAUCUUUUAAGAAAAGAAUUGAUCUCAUAAACUUAACCAUUUUUAAAUUUAGAUGAAGCAAUUGAAAUAUCUAAAAAUAAUUUCUUAUGUUAAAUAUUAAUGGAACAUUUUAAUAGAUCUUUAAAAAGUUAAAAUAUGUAAGCUUAAGGAACAUCGAUUGCAAGAUAGUUUGUUUUAAAACCUUAAGGUAUUAAAUGUAAUUAUUAAUUUAAUAGAUAAGGAAGAAUAUUAUUACUGUGAAAUGGUAGAAGAAGGAGAUUGUAGAAAAAUAAAUGGAGGUCAUUUCAUUCCUCAAUUAAAUGACUCAUAUUUUAAUGCAUUCUCUAAAUAUGUGUGUUACUUGUCAAAUUAAAAUUAUACUAUAACACAUAUUCAUGCUUGUGGAAAUUAUAUUUAUGAUAUGAUUGUUAGUACAAAUAUCAAAGGAUUAUUCUCACCUUUAGAUUAAGGACCAACUGAAAUUGGAUAAUUUUUAGAUAUCAUUAAUUCUUCUCCAGCAAAUGUAAUAAAUCGUCAUUGGAAUAACAAUAUUGAAGAUACUGCUAAAAAAGGAUUUAUUUGAAUAAUAUUAAUAAGA
This is a messenger RNA of Paramecium sonneborni, 2635 nucleotides long. The record is from the annotation of a GenBank genome assembly. Lineage: Eukaryota; Ciliophora; Oligohymenophorea; Peniculida; Parameciidae.